CAUUCGACUUCCACAACACUGACCUUGUGUACACUUCACCACAUCUCAUCAUACCACACAGUCGCCCCUCAUGGCCGACACAGCCCCAACCUCAGAUCUACUGCCUCCCCGCAAGGUGACUUAUUGCGGAGUCUGCUCUCUGCCUCCAGAAUACUGUGAAUACGGCGGCACAACCAAGAAAUGCGAAGAAUGGCUGCUCAAAAACGCCCCAACCCUCCACUCCCAACUCUACUCCGAAGAAGCCCUCUCCCAAAACCUCAGCACCCUCUCAGUCGAUGCCCAAAAGCGCGCCGAAAAAGACGCCCAAAAGAAAGCCGCAAAAGCCGAAGCAGCCGAAGCCCGCGAUGCCGAAAAACGCGCCGCAUCCAAAAUCACCAUCAAACGCGUCGAGCGCAACAAGCGGAAAUAUGUCACUGAGAUCUCAGGUCUGGAAGCUUUCGGGCUCGAAUUGAAGAAGGUCGCGAAAGAGUUUGGCAAAAAGUUCGCGACGGGGAGUAGUGUGACGAAGACGGCGAGUGGUGGGGAGGAAAUUACUGUGCAGGGAGAUGUGGCAGAUGAUGUUGCGGAGUGGUUGGCGGAGAAUCAUGAGAAUAUCCCGGAGGAUAAUGUGGAGAUUGUGGAGGAUAAGAAGAAGAAGAGUAGUGCGGCCUAGUGGGCUUCAAAGAGGCGUGGACGCAAAGCUUGAGAGAAGGGUUGGGUUCAGAUCAGAAUGCAUAGCGUGGAGGUGAGAAGCGUUCAUUGGAUUGGAAGGAUAGUGCAUAGAGACUUUUCAAAAGAAGUAAAUACAGCUCACUUGACAGCGCGGGUCAAUCAAGAGUCUGGAUGAGGCGUCAAUUUCGGCGUUCAUACAUGCAGAAACGAUCUCCGGCCA
This is a messenger RNA of Cercospora beticola, 871 nucleotides long. It is a transcript of the gene TMA22, whose product is annotated as Tma22p. Gene Ontology annotation, molecular function: mRNA binding; translation initiation factor activity. Gene Ontology annotation, biological process: translation reinitiation; formation of translation preinitiation complex. The record is from RefSeq and is a predicted model, not a curated record. NCBI's taxonomy places the organism in Eukaryota, Fungi, Ascomycota, Dothideomycetes, Mycosphaerellales, Mycosphaerellaceae.